AGAGAGAGAGAGAGAGUUGGGACAACAUGUCCGCUAUAUUCCUCAGACUCUACUUCUCACAGCGCCAGCUGCAGGAGGUGGCUUUUCUCUCUUUAGUCUCUUACCAACCAUGACAGAGACUGGGAGUAGCUUGCGGAGCGCCACAAGUGAAGGCCUUUUGAAAAAGGAGAGUGAGAGGGAAGGUAGAGAGCAGUAAGCGAGCGAGCAAGAAGAGUCCUGCCCUCACAAAAGCCAUAAAGGAAACAGCAGUCUAUUUUUGUUCUCUCUUCGGCUACUUGGAUAUAUGAAUGGAAGGGAUGGAGAGCGUUGUCGUGACAGGGUGUGAAGGAGGAAGAGGAGGAGGAGAUGGAGCUGGAGGAGGUGGAGGAGGAGGAGGAGUGGAAGCAGGUCACUCUUCUCCGACUUUGUCGCCAACUCCUCCUCAGCUUGUGGCAUUUUCCAGCGGGGUUGUUGGCGUGACGGGGAUGCCCGUGCUACCGUCGGAAGGGGCCGGCUUGGCCAUGGGGAUGAUGGGGAGCGGCGGCUAUGGGGGCAGCAGCGAGGGAGAUCUUCCCGCGCCGAAGAAGAGAGGGAGGCCCAGGAAGUACGGAUCGGACGGCAUGGCCCUGGCGCUGUCGCCGACCUCCGGCUCUGCCUCCCCUUUCUCUCCUGCUUCCUCCGACGCCAAACGGGGUAGAGGGCGGCCACCUGGCUCCGGGAAACGCCAGCUCCUUGCGGCUCUUGGAGAAUGGUUUGCGUGCUCAGCCGGUGGGAGUUUUACGCCGCAUGUUGUGACCAUUGCCACAGGGGAGGAUGUCGCUGCUAGAAUUCUUUCCUUCUCCCAGAAGGGUCCGCGGGCUAUCUGCAUACUCUCUGCGAAUGGGGCUAUCUCCAAUGUUACUCUGCGCCAGCCAGGCUCUUCCGGUGGUACCUUGACUUAUGAGGGCCGAUUUGAGAUACUGUCCCUGUCGGGGUCCUUUACAAUUUCUGAAACCGGUGGUAUGCGGAGUAGAACUGGUGGGAUUAGUGUGUCGCUUGCUGGACCUGACGGCCGUGUUAUUGGUGGAGGAGUUGCUGGAUUAUUGCUUGCUGCCAGUCCAAUUCAAGUGGUGGUUGGAAGCUUCAUGCCGAACGUAUACAAGGAGAAACAAGCAAAACCAACUCAUCAAGCACAACCUUCAGCACUUCCAGGAACUACUGGUUUAUUGACAGCUGCAAUGCCUAUUUCUCAAGCAAACCCCGAAGAAGACUGCGAGACCCCAACCUCAUCAUCCUUGGCCAGACAAACCCAUGCCGAAAAUAGCCUGUGCGGCCCCAAUCCAAACUCUACUUGGCAUGGUCUACAGUCAUCAGAACACAAGCCUUCUCCUGAUAUUAACAUAUGCUUACAGGGAGAAUAGCAUCAAGGUAUUCACUCGUCUUUACACCCUAACACUAUCAUACUCUUCUAACAUGUUCAGCAAGAUUUCUGCUAGAUGUCAGGUUAGUGGAUAGCCUAGGAGUCAUUGUGCACCUGAUUUGAUGAAUGAUCAAAUGGUAUCCUAUUAUCGGUUGGUCUUUUUAUUGUCACCUUAGUCGUCAUUAAUGUCGUCGUCGUCAUCGUCAUCGAUCAUUGUUUCUUUGUGUUCUUGUGGAAGAAGCUCGAGGAGCCUGAAUCUGUGCAAGGAUUUUUUUUGGUGACCAAGGUUUCUGUAUGAUUCAUGAUAACUGCUAAUGUUUUGAGUCAACUUGAUUCUGUGGUUAUU
Molecule: messenger RNA, 1724 nt
Organism: Musa acuminata subsp. malaccensis (wild Malaysian banana)
Lineage: Eukaryota; Viridiplantae; Streptophyta; Magnoliopsida; Zingiberales; Musaceae
Product: AT-hook motif nuclear-localized protein 1
Molecular function (GO): minor groove of adenine-thymine-rich DNA binding
Source: RefSeq, a predicted model, not a curated record